UUCUUCAUCUCUGUUUUUUAGAACAAAAAAAGGAAAAGACCUUGCUUUGCUUUGGUUUCUCAACCCCUUUGUCCCUUUGCUCUCUCACAGAACCAAUUUGCUCUUGGAGCAGUUGGAUUGUGGGGGAAAAAACAGCCACAAAAUCCAUAGAAUAAGAAUAGAAACUCUUCUUCUUGCUCCUCCUCUUUGCUUUUCUCUUGUGUGGGCUCUGUUUGUGCUCUGCUUGGUCUUUGUUGGGUCUUUUGGGUGUUGGUGCCAUGAUUUUGUUGGCUUUGUGGUGUUUGGGGCCUAUUCUUGUGUAGUUGUUGGGUGGGAGUUUGGAGAGGUGUUUGCUCAUGUUUUUUUAGUUGUCUGGAGCUUUCUUUUUGGGGCCUGGGAUUGCUGAAACUGGUUCAAAGUUAAGGGGGGGUUUUGGUUGUUCUUGCUAUUCUUGUAAAUGUGUAAUUUUGUGUGGCUUUUCAGGUUCCUUUGGUUGAUUUUUGAGUUGGCUUUUGAUUUUGAUUGAGGUUUUUUUGCCCCUAAUUAUUAUAUGUUAUUUGUAGGUGAAUUCUUUGGUUUCUGUUUGAAUUUUUGAGUUCCAUUCAGGAUCUGAAUUUGGGAGAGUGAGCUCUCUGAGUGGCUUUGAUUGAGAUGUUGGGUUUAAGAAAUUUUUCACUUUGUUGUUAAAUGUUUAUCAAAGUUUUCACUUUUCACUUCCACUAGAAUUUAUCAGAAUGGCAUGUGUGAAACUGGGAUCAAAAGCAGAUGCUUUUCAGAGGAGAGGUCAAGCCUGGUUUUGUACAAGUGGCCUUCCUAGUGACGUUACUAUUGAAAUCGGUGAAAUGUCUUUUCAUCUUCAUAAGUUCCCUUUGAUAUCUAAAAGUGGGCUUUUAGACAAAUUGAUCCGGGAGAAAACCGAUGUGGGAGAAGAGGGUUGUGUCAUACAUCUGCAUGAUGUUCCUGGUGGCGUGAAAGCAUUCGAGCUAGUUGUCAAGUUUUGCUAUAGUAUGAAGUUUGAAUUGACUGCGUCCAAUGUUGUGUAUCUUCGAUGUGCCGCUGAGCAUCUACAAAUGACAGAAGAAAUUGCAGAGGAUAACUUGAUUUCUCAAACCGAGGUCUUCUUUAAUCAAGUGGUUCUACGAAGCUGGAAAGAUUCUAUUAAGGCACUUCAAUCAUGUGAUGAUGUACUUCUGUUUGCUGAAGAUUUGCAUAUCGUCAAGAGAUGUAUUGAAUCUUUAGCUGUAAAAGCGUUUACCGACCCGAAUUUGUUUGGCUGGCCAAUGAUGGAGCAUGGAGCAAGGCAAAGCCCUGGAGGGAGCCUUUUGUGGAAUGGAAUUAGCACUGGAGCUAGGCCAAGGAAUUCUAGUUCUGAUUGGUGGUAUGAGGAUGUGUCCUUGUUGAGCUUUCCUAUGUAUAAGAGAUUGAUCUCUGUCAUGGAAUCUCGAGGAAUUAGACAAGAAAUCAUCGCUGGUUCGAUAACUUAUUAUACCAAAAAAUAUUUGCCUGGCUUGAACAGGCGACAAAGUGUCAGUGAAACUAGCAGUCAGCUUCCAUCCUUAACAAUGACACUUGUUCUAUCUGAGGAAGAACAGAAGAAUCUUGUUGAAGAGAUUAAUAGAUUGUUGCCUGUUCAGAAGGGCAUAACAUCAACCAAGUUUUUGUUCGGCCUUCUCCGCACUGCUAUGAUUCUGUCGGCAAGUCCAUCCUGCAUUUCUAACUUGGAGAGGAUGAUCGGGAUGCAACUUGACCAGGCCACCAUAGAAGAUUUGUUGAUACCCAACUUCUCAAGCUCCAUGGAAACUCUCUAUGAUAUUGAUUGCAUCCACCGUAUUCUAGAGCACUUCUUGGCCAUGGAUCAGGCGACUGGUGGUGCUUCGCCUUGUGUAGUCGAUGAUGAGCAUUUGGGAUCCCCAUCUCUCACGCCUAUCACUACAGUUGCCAAGCUUAUCGAUGGUUUCCUAGCAGAGGUUGCCCCGGAUGUUAACUUAAAGCUGCCAAAGUUUCAGUCUUUGGCUGCUGCUGUACCUGAAUAUGCUCGCCCAUUAGAUGAUGGACUCUAUCGUGCAAUCGAUAUAUACUUGAAGGCACACCCAUGGCUCACAGAAACUGAGAGGGAGCAGCUAUGCCGUGUGAUGGAUUGCCAGAAGCUCUCCCUCGAAGCCUGUACUCAUGCUGCUCAGAAUGAGAGGCUUCCGCUUCGAGUCAUCGUCCAAGUCCUCUUCUUCGAACAGCUUCAGUUGAGAACCUCUAUCGCCGGUUGCUUCUUGGUCUCUGAUAACCUUGAUGGGUCAAGACCGUUGAGAAGUGGUGCUCUCCCGACCUCUGGCGAGGGCGGUGGAUGGGCUACGGCCAUUCGGGAUAACCAAGUCUUGAAAGUAGGCAUGGACAGCAUGCGGUUGAGAGUCUCUGAGCUAGAAAAGGAGUGCUCGACCAUGAAGCAGGAGAUCGAAAAAUUAACUCAAGGGAAGACUGGGUGGAGUGAUCUUCCGAAGAAAUUCGGGUUGAAGAUCAACUCACAGAUGUGCAGUGCUCAAGGGGAUUCAGUGAACAAUGAGAAGAACCAGACAGGUAAAGUAGAGAAACAGAGAGUGAAGCUACCGAGGAAGCACAAGAAGCAAAUAUCAUCAGACGAGUCAUCGUAGUUCUUCUUAAACUUUUCGAUUGGUUUUCUUAAGAUGUUUUAAGUGUGAAUUUCGAAUCAGUUUGAUGCCAUACAUGUAUAUGUUGUCUUGGAAUGCUAGUAUUUUCUUUUCUAUUUAUGACAGUUUUGAUUGAUCA
Dioscorea cayenensis subsp. rotundata (Guinea yam) is the source of this 2757-nucleotide messenger RNA. RefSeq names its product BTB/POZ domain-containing protein At1g30440-like. The transcript has 4 exons. The record is from RefSeq and is a predicted model, not a curated record. Gene Ontology annotation, molecular function: protein binding. Bases 714 to 2621 code for a protein of 635 amino acids. Lineage: Eukaryota; Viridiplantae; Streptophyta; Magnoliopsida; Dioscoreales; Dioscoreaceae.